Messenger RNA from Fomitiporia mediterranea MF3/22, 1773 nucleotides. RefSeq lists its product as uncharacterized. The transcript is spliced from 10 exons. The record is from RefSeq and is a predicted model, not a curated record. The coding region runs from base 442 to 1524 and encodes 360 amino acids. Gene Ontology annotation, molecular function: metal ion binding. Lineage: Eukaryota; Fungi; Basidiomycota; Agaricomycetes; Hymenochaetales; Hymenochaetaceae.
CCAGACAGCCCAUCCGUAAGCCAGACCAAACAGCAGGUCUUUGAUCAUUAUCUCUAUCGGCUGCAAAGCGAAAUCCACACAAUACUAUCCGCCGAGUCGGGUUGUGAAGGACGCAUUCACAACCUAGAAAAUGAACUUGAUGUGUUUAAGCGCGCAUGUUUCACAGCCGAGAAUGAGAAAAAAGCGCUCAACGAGGAAGUCAAUUAUCUGAGGCAGAAGGUCGAAGCACUCGAAUCGCAGAGAACUUCGUCGGAGAAGCGAAUAGUAUGUUUGAUCGACGGAAACGGAAGUAUAUUCUCUGUCGACCUACUAUCCAAAGGCCAAGAAGGAGGACGCCUCGCAGCCAAGCUUCUCAGUGAAUCCGUCCAUUUCCACCUCUCAUCUGAUCAACCUUGUCACCUCUGGACAUACGUCUUCUUCAACAAAACCGGUGUGUUUGACAUGCUCGCGAAAGCUGGACGGCCCUACAAAGAGGCCUACGACAGGUUCGAAGAGUUUUUGCUGGGAUUCAAUCAGUCUUGUGAGAGAUUUGUUAUGACUGAUGUAGGGAACGAUGACGAGGUCACGGUGGCAAAGUUGAAAGCGCACUUAGAUUUCUACUCUCGGAGUCAAGAGAUAUACAGAGUAGUAUUCGGGGGUUGCCAUAAUGGCGCCUAUGUGUCACAACUUCACUCCCUCCAAUUGACUUCCCUCUAUCGGGAGAAGCUUGUACUCCUUCCAGGUUGCACAGAAAUGGCCCCUGAAUUCAAAAAUCUACAACUGCCCAGCCUUAUCAUCCCUGGGCUGUUUAUUCCAGACAAAAUUGCAUCGACGACUUAUUCUCAUGCUGACGGAAGCUCGGUAAGCUACGGUCCUCCGCCUGGGUUACCAACUCCUUCGAGUCCAAGCCAGCAAUCGUCCACUGGCAGCUCGACAUCCCCACCACCACCUCCAUAUCCGGACCAGUCCGAGUCUAAACCUGCCUCCGACGUCAUUAAGGCGAGGGUAGACAACUCUUCCGAAACCUUCUUGUCAUCUUCACAAUCUUCCUCUUCGGACCGUUCUCACCGUGUUAUAUUGGGAAGUGUCGCAGGCCCUGUGAGCUAUCGUCACCGAUGGACGCAGGAUCACCUGCGCUAUCCAACGGACUCAAGCGCCGAAAGCAUUGAGAGCAGCAGGAACGGAGUCAGUACGGCCAAGAUACCGGGUAAGCAGAGGAAGAUCAAUCGAGAUAUUCCCCUCAGUCAGCACAACCCUCCGCCCUGCACACUGUUCUAUCUAGCUGCGAAUGGGUGCAAACAUGGUCCAGACUGUCGGUUUGGUCAUGAGUAUAUUCUCGAUGAUGAGGAUUAUGACAUGCUGAGAGCCAAUGCGAAGAAAGUUCCGUGUCCGGCUGUGAAUAGGGGCGAACCCUGUGUCUUUGGCGCGAACUGUUGCUACGGUCAUACUUGCCCUUUCCUUACCCGAUGUCAUUACUUCCGUCAAUCGAAAUGCAAGUUCCAAGGACCAAACAUGCAUCGCGAAGAAGAAGCCGCUUGUGUCUAAUCAACCUAUACCAUUUGCAAAACCAUCGUCGUUCGUUAAUGGAGCAAUUUGUUUUGGACUCUGCUGCUUGGAUCGUUCCUUUCGCCCUUCAUUCUUUCCCCGCCAUGUAGCUUAUUACACUUUUUUCCUGGAUCGCAUUCUUGUUGAUUCCAUUGGCAUUUGGAGAUUGCUGUGCUUGUUGUGUGUAUGUAUCACUUGUAUUAUUACUUGUACCAUUGUAUCUAUGCUCGAAUGCUAUGUCAGCUUUGU